CCCUGAAGUGUAUUGAGAGUGCACCACUGUGGCUACUGCGGUGCUGCGGUCAUACUCGAGCCUCAGCUGUUCAUUCUGUUUUCGUUGCUGUCGGAAAGCUGACGGCCGUCGCUCCUACAUUUCCAAUACGCUCGGGGUCAACAAAAAAAAAAUAAUCAAACAAAUUGAAGCGCAUACGAAAUUGCAGCUUUCGCAUUAAAUUGCAAUGUUUGUCACGUUAUAAAAUGUGAAAUUGUGCUGCUGUGCGGGGCUAACGUUGCGUGCGUGUAUGUGUAGGCGUGUGUGUGCAUGUGUUUGGGAAUGUGUGUCGGUGUGUGUUUGUUUAUGUGAAUAUGAAUAUGUAAACAAAAAAUGUUCAUAAUUAUUAAGCGAAAAGUGUAGUUGCCAAUUAGAUAACUAAUUAAAUAGUAAAUAACAGCAAGAAAACAAAAAAUACAACAAUCGUAGUAUCCGCAAUAAUAGUGAUAAUAACAAAUGAGCACAAAGGACUUGGAUCUGGAGUCCUGCGCGUUGUUGACCGGCGAAACUGUCGAAUCUGCCGCUAACGACUCUGUCACUGUCAGGACACGCACUAAGCAACGCAUCAGUUUAAAUUCAAAACGACGACGCAGCCGUAUGUCCCGACGCGCGAAUCUCAUUGGCAUUUGUGGCGUUAGCAGUUUGUGCAUACUGCUGCUGAUUGCCACAACCCAACAUCGCCCGCUCACCUCACCCUUCAGUAGCGGCAGCAGCAGCAGUAGCAGCGGCAACAGUAACAUCAACAAUGCUGCUGUUGCCUCCAGCCUGUUGUCGAAUAAUCUAGCCCGGAAUGGCGGCUACUAUGAGCGACAGCAGCAGGCAUCACAAACUGCCGCCACCAUUUACAAUAUGACAGCGACCAUAGUGGAUGUCCUGGCGGCGCAGCGUGCGCGCAUCCUCUCCGAAAUGGAAAACUUUGAGUAUCCACGCGGCGGUGCCGAAAAGCUCAAUGACAUGACCCCUGAAACAUCGGGCACUCCAGUUCGCAGCAUUGUUGUUACCAGUUGGCGUUCAGGCUCCACAUUUCUCGGUGACAUCUUGAAUGCGAUACCGGGCAAUUACUAUCACUAUGAGCCGCUGCUGGACUUUGGCAUCAAGCAGGUGCGUGAUCCAGAGGAUCAACAGCUGGCCGUUCAAAAUCUCAAGAAUCUGCUCAAUUGUGAUUAUGGCGAUAUGACUGACUAUCUCGAGUAUGGCAAGACGCAUACGUAUCUCUUUGAGCACAACCAGCGACUGUGGGACGUUUGCCGCGAAUAUCCAAGAUUCUGUUGGCGUCCCGCCUUUUUAACGCCCUUCUGUCGACUGUUUCCCAUACAGAGCAUGAAGACGGUGCGACUGCGUCUCGCUCAGGCCGAGCAGCUGCUCCAAGAUCAAAGUCUAUCCAAUGUGCGAAUUGUGCUGUUGGUGCGGGAUCCAAGGGGCACGAUGCAAUCGAGACGCCAUCGUGUUUGGUGUGGCGGCAAUGAGGAUUGCGAGGACCCAUCUUUGGUCUGUCAGGAUCUGGUGGAUGACUAUAAAACCGCUGAGACGCUGCUCAAGUUGUAUCCCAGCCGAUUUAGAACAUUGCGCUAUGAGGAUCUGUCAUUGAAUCCUUAUGAUAUGACCCAGGACAUUUUACAGUUUUAUGGUUUGCCAUUCGAUCCUGCUGUCGAGGAGUUUCUUGAUACGCAUACAAAGGAAAACAUUGGCGGUGUUAGCUCUACGUAUCGUGAUUCCAGAUCGGCACCAUUCCAUUGGAAGCAGGAUCUAAAAACAGAUGAAAUCAAGCAAAUUCAGGAUGUGUGCGUGGAAGCAAUGGAUCUGUGGGGAUAUCGUCGGAUCAAUGACUUUAGCAAUUUUACUAAUAUGCAGCAGAGCUUUGAUCCAAUUGUGCUGCCAUCGCCAUUUACGUGAAUUGUGAAUGGCGAUAACUGAUAACCAUAACUAAUUCUUCUACUUGGUACAUUUUGUUGUGAUAUCGUCGUGUUGAGCGAGCAAAAACAUUAUAGAAAAAAGCAUUGACUUACAGAGAAAAGUCAAUCUGUAGUUGGCACAUUUUUUAGCUAAACACGCAAAACACACUUACUGAGCAAUAGUUAAUGAUAUACCACAUACGAUAUACUAUACUAUAUACAUAUACAAUCUAUGAUUACGAUAAAUGCAUAAUUUUAGUAAUUGGCGAAUUUUGUGUAGCGCGUAAAAAUCGAAUAUCACAUUUAUAUUAAAUUUAGGCCUAGCAUUUAAGCAACAAUAACUGAUAAAUGAGAACUUAGUCUUUAUAUAAAGCACGGGCUGGCAUUGCAAAUUAAAUUCCUUACUUUGCUUCACUAUGUACAUUAUUUAAAUGAAACAUUUUUGUAACUUUCUGCUUCUGGAAAAACCACAAAUCAAAUGCUAUCUCAAAAACCGCAAAAAGAAAUCCAGUGAUUUAGCAAUUAAACACAACAAAAACGUAUCAGCAUAAAUUGUAACACAUUUAGAUAAAUUUAUUAAGCGUAAAAAUAUACAACAAAUUGCAAAAAUAAAAAAAUGUGCAAUAAAGAAAGCAUGAAUCUAAAAGUAUUCUAAACCAUUUAGACGCAAAUUUGGCAUAGAAAAAUAAUUGUAUUAUGAAAAGUAAAAGAGCAAUGGGCACUCGACUCCUAAGCAUAAGUUUUAGUGUACAUUAUUUAAAAAAGAUCAUAUUUAAUAUAUAUAAAAAAUACAAUAUUUACGGUUAUUUAGUUGUAAUUCAAUUAUAAUUAAAAUGUACUAUAUAUUUUAUGUCCUUGUUUUUAAGUUCAAUUCAAUUCGUUUCGAAUGAAUAUUGAAUAAAGCCCAGCAAUGUGCGUUAAACUACAAACGUUAAGUAAAUUAAUAACAAAA
This is a messenger RNA of Drosophila innubila, 2862 nucleotides long. Its product is annotated as carbohydrate sulfotransferase 4. The transcript has 4 exons. Lineage: Eukaryota; Metazoa; Arthropoda; Insecta; Diptera; Drosophilidae. Gene Ontology annotation, biological process: N-acetylglucosamine metabolic process; sulfur compound metabolic process. Gene Ontology annotation, molecular function: N-acetylglucosamine 6-O-sulfotransferase activity. The record is from RefSeq and is a predicted model, not a curated record. Bases 475 to 1911 code for a protein of 478 amino acids.